AUGCCAUCACCGCAAGCAACGCACCCAGCGGCAGCCACGACAGGCGGAAGCUCGACAACAACGAGCGGCGUGCGAUCUACGAAGCUUUGCUCAGCCUCAGUGUCCGCGGAGAUCUUCCUCACGGCGCAUACAGGAAGGUCGGACGAAUGUACAACUGCUAUUGGAAGACCGCUGCGCGCAUCUGGCAACGAGGUGUGGCCUCACUUCGUGGCGGCAGCGCGGUCGCCAUCGUCGACUCCAAACUUAAAGGUAAUUUCAACCGAAAACGAACUGCCGAGGAAAUUGGCGGUGAGAGCCGUGCCGUACAUGGCGCGCCAAACCUUGCGUUCUUUGGCCGCCCACUCUCGAAUUCCCAAGACCACCCUCGUCCGCCACAUGAAAGAAGUGAAGACUCUCAAUGCCAAGUCAAGUUAUUCGAAGCCACUCCUAACAGAAGACACUCAACGACUUCGCGUGGAGCAUGCGCUAUCCUUUCUUUCACAGUCCCUACAACAUCAAAAGCAUUCGCGCACCAUCAACGAUCUGAUUGAAAACACUGAAAACUCGUAUGAUGAGCUGCCCAUGGAAACAUUGUCAAAAACCUUCAUCACCCUACAAAAGGUGAUGGAGAAAACACUUGAAACCUUCGGAACGAACGAUUACAAGAUUCCCCAUAUGAACAAGAAUGCCAUCAAGGACGUGACGUUGUACAACGUUCGAUGCGACCCAUCAGUGCACAAGAAUGCCGUCGCCUUCCUCAGCCAGCGACCCUUGAAUUCCCAAAAAGGUAGUACACAGCGACAGACCAACUUGCCUAUGCCCGUGCUGCACCCCUCGCGCCGCCGACCAUGGCAACCCAUGCCAUCGCUUCCUGUUGCACUCGUGUACACGUGCAAUCUGUGCAAGGACAACGUGCAGUGCUCGUACAACCAAGUCGACACACACUUCAAGCGGCAGCAUGCCGAAUAUACUGCGGCAGUUCACAAGGAUCACUGCACGAGGUAUCGGGCCUUGGAGAGGACUCGGGGAACAACCAAGGCGGCAAUGAACUAG
Aphanomyces astaci is the source of this 1032-nucleotide messenger RNA. RefSeq lists its product as hypothetical. The coding region runs from base 1 to 1032 and encodes 343 amino acids. The record is from RefSeq and is a predicted model, not a curated record. The transcript is spliced from 4 exons. Lineage: Eukaryota; Oomycota; Saprolegniomycetes; Saprolegniales; Verrucalvaceae.